GAAUGUCUCUCCAGAUACUUCCAUUUCUUCCUCAAAACAGAAAGUUUUGGUUUUUGGGUUUUUUUUUUUUUCCUUUUUAAAAAUAAAGCUGUUCAUUCUGCAUUUCUGGGAGAACCUUUUUUGAAGGACCAUAGCAAUGAAUGGCUUUGGAGUCCUGCUUCAAAGAAACCAGUUUGUCCUCCUGGUACUAUUUCUUUUGCAAAUUCAGAGUCUGGGUUUGGACAUCGAUAGUCGUUCUACCACAGAAGUCUGUGCCACACACACAAUUUCACCAGGACCCAAAGGAGAUGAUGGUGAAAAAGGAGAUCCAGGAGAGGAGGGAAAGCAUGGCAAAGUGGGGCGCAUGGGGCCCAAAGGAAUUAAAGGAGAAUUGGGUGAUAUAGGAGACCAGGGUAAUAUUGGGAAGACUGGGCCCAUUGGCAAGAAAGGUUGCUGUUUUAAUUCAGGUGAAAAAGGGGAGAAAGGUUUGCUUGGGAUACCUGGAGGAAAAGGGAAAGCAGGUACCGUCUGUGAUUGUGGAAGAUACAGGAAAGUUGUAGGACAACUGGAUAUUAGUGUUGCUCGGCUUAAGACAUCUAUGAAGUUCGUCAAGAAUGUCAUAGCAGGAAUUAGGGAAACUGAAGAGAAAUUCUACUACAUUGUGCAGGAGGAAAAGAACUACAGGGAGUCCCUGACCCACUGCAGGAUUCGGGGUGGAAUGCUAGCCAUGCCUAAGGACGAAGCUGCCAACACGCUUAUUGCUGACUAUGUUGCCAAGAGUGGCUUCUUCCGGGUGUUUAUUGGGGUGAAUGACCUGGAAAGGGAGGGGCAGUACGUGUUCACAGACAAUACGCCACUGCAGAACUAUAGCAACUGGAACAACGGGGAGCCCAGUGACCCCUACGGUCAUGAGGACUGCGUGGAAAUGCUGAGCUCAGGCAGAUGGAAUGACACAGAGUGCCAUCUUACCAUGUACUUCGUCUGUGAGUUUGUCAAGAAGAAAAAGUAACUUUCCACAUGCUACACAUUUUUUAUUUCCCUGUGAUUACCAUUACAAUUACUUUUAUUCGUCUUUUUCUUUCUCAUUACACUAAAUUUAUUCUGGCUCAAGCCAAGAAGGAAAUGCUAAAAUGAGAUUCGCAGUCUCCAUCCCCAUGCUCUUCUGUGUUGAUUUUGACAUUUUUAUACAUGGCAUGUCAUUGAGUCAAUAGCUCACCAGAUUAUAUGGGUCCCACCAAAGAGUUUGAUUAAAUUAAUAAUUGUGCAGAAGCUAGUUGUCUAUGUCACAAAUAAAAUAUUCUCUUGAAAUGUGCUGUGCCACCUCUCCCUAGAAAUCUAACCCAUUUUUUUUUGUAGCCAAGUAGAUAAUUGGACAGUCAUUUGGUGAUAAUCAAGUUGGUUGAUGAUUGGCCUAACUUGAAUUUGCCCAAAGCCAGACAUAGAGGAGGGCCUUCUGUGAAUAAUGCCAAGACAUUAUCUAUUUUAGAAUCCAUGAUGACCAAUUCUUUCACCUACUAUAGCCAUGGUCAUACUUGUAAGAUACCCAUGUUUUCACAGACAUAGAAAUGUUUUAACCUCAAACCUCAAUAUGAGAAAUUUCUGGCUUAAUGUCAUGUUACAUAUGAGGUAGAAUCAUAAAGACCCUUUGGUGCUUCUGACCUACAGUCUCAAGGGUACCAUACCAAGUGUACCCUCAAAAACACCAUAGCAAGUAUACCCUUAUGUGGACCAAACACCAUAGCAAGUAUACCCUUAUGUGUACCAUAGCAAGUAUACCCUUAUGUGGACCUCUUUCUGUGGAUACACACCUUAAUCUCAAGCCCCUGGAUAUAUUAAUCUGAUUUAAGGAAACAGGAAUUCUAGAAAUUGGAAAGAAAGGGAAAUUUAAUUUCCAACAGUAUUAUUUAUAGUCUGCUUAUGAAAUUUUCCCCUGCUAUAACAUUUUCCAUUUUUCUUUGUCUUAGGUUUACCCACAUCAUCUUUCUUCCCCUUAGGCAUGGGAAAUGGGGCAUGAGGUCCUUGGAGAACUCAAAGAACUUCAAGGUUCUAACAUUAUCAAGUCUCUAAGCCCUCUUGUCCUUUCCCUUGAUAGACUAUUUGAAAUUUCACAGGAAGCCCUUUACUCUUUACUCUCUUUAUAAUUAUGUUGUAUAAAAACUCAUACCAGUACCAGCAGUUGCCAU
Molecule: messenger RNA, 2162 nt
Organism: Tupaia belangeri chinensis (Chinese tree shrew)
Lineage: Eukaryota; Metazoa; Chordata; Mammalia; Scandentia; Tupaiidae
Gene: COLEC10
Product: collectin subfamily member 10
Exons: 6
Coding region: 137-988 (283 amino acids)
Biological process (GO): ossification
Molecular function (GO): growth factor activity
Source: RefSeq, a predicted model, not a curated record